Messenger RNA from Topomyia yanbarensis, 1835 nucleotides. RefSeq names its product zinc finger protein 436-like. The coding region runs from base 132 to 1802 and encodes 556 amino acids. The record is from RefSeq and is a predicted model, not a curated record. The transcript has 3 exons. Gene Ontology annotation, cellular component: nucleus. Gene Ontology annotation, molecular function: zinc ion binding. Lineage: Eukaryota; Metazoa; Arthropoda; Insecta; Diptera; Culicidae.
UAAACGGCUGUUUUGCAAAUAGUAAACACUGAAAAUUAAAGUUACUGAGGAAUAAUUUAUCACGUUUACUAUUUAAGUGAAUAUCCACAUUCAGCAUAUUGUCUUUAAAUUCUGGGAAGUGCUCCUUUAAAAUGGAUGUAUGUCGUGUUUGUUUGGUAGAGGAAGCUGAUGUGUUUCUUUCCUUGUUCUCCAAAUUGGAACAGGUUUCCAUUGCAGAAAUGAUGAGUUAUUUCACCGGAUUAGAGAUUGCGAAAGGUGAUGGGCUUCCGCGUUUCAUAUGUAAAGAAUGUUCUGAAGAUGUGGUCAAAUCGUACAAAAUUAGACGGAAAUGUUUGGAUUCGGAUCGAACGCUUAGAAGUAUAUUGGAAAAGAGUCGUGAAAAUAUCAAGGUUGUAGAAUUGUAUCUGAAGAAAGAGGUACUAAAAGGAAAUUCCGAUGUAGAAUCGACCGAGAUUAAUAAGUUGUCAUAUAUAUCUGCUGAUGUUAUCAAAAAUGUUGCUGAAAAUAACAAACUGAUGAGUCUAUUUGAUCCACAAGAUCAUACCGCUGAUAACCAGGAAUAUAACGAGACAGUAACGGAAGAAAUAGAAACACUGAGUGAAGAAAAUUUGCAAGAGGAAGGCAGCGAAUCUGUUAAAAAGGAACUAAUAACACCUGCGCCUCUAGAUGCUGACUGUUCGGAUAGUGCUGCGGAAGAUGAGACCCAGUAUACAGCGGACAAUUUUUCUGAUGCUGAUCCUUCCCAAGGAGAUAAAAAAGAAAAUGAAGAAUACGAGACAUUGGAACAUCCUACGGAAGAAGAAUAUGAGUAUGCCGAAUACUUAGAAGUUGGCCAAGAGACAGUUGAAGAAGUUCAGUAUACAGUUGAAACGGAUAUUGGCGAAGAGCAAAUUGUUCUUGUUCAAAGACUUGACGAGCCGUUGCAUGAAGGCAAAAUCAUUUGCUGUGGAUGCGAAAUGCAUUUUGCUGAGUCCGGAGAUCUGCAGCAGCAUUCGAUUGACCAACAUAAGAAAAUGAGAAUAAAAAAUAACGCCAAGCCGUUCGAGUGUCAGGUAUGCUUCAAACGGUUUGUCAGCGAGAAACGUUUACAUUUUCAUCAAACGUAUGUCUAUCGAGAAAAAAACCACGUGUGUGAACAGUGUACAGCUCGGUUUACAUGUCGUGGGUCCUUAUUGAAUCACAUGAAAACGCAUGCGGAUCGAACAUAUACUUGUGAAACCUGUAACAAAUCCUUCUAUACAAGCAGUACGUUGCAAUCGCAUCGCUUGCUGCACUCUGACUUGAAACGAUUCCUGUGUACCGAACCGGAUUGCUCUAAAAGUUUCCUUCGGAAAUCAGACCUUCACAUCCACUUAGUUUCCCAUUCUGACGAGCGCCCCUUCGUGUGUGAGAUUUGUUCCAGCCGGUUUAAAUCGAAGGCCCAUCUCGUUCAUCAUGGUAAAGUUCACACUCGGGAAAAACCUUACAAAUGCAAUAAAUGUGAAAAAUCGUUCGGAACAUAUUCCGCCCGAAAUGUUCAUCAAUUGGCGCACGAGGGCAUUCACCCAUACAAGUGUAAUUUCUGCGACAAAAUAUACCAACGCAAUACAAAAUUGCAGGUUCAUAUCCGUCGCAUUCAUACUGGCGAACGCCCUUUUGCAUGUGACAUAUGUAAAGACACACGGUUCUAUCAAAAUUGGGAGUUGACUGCACACAAGAAGAAGGUCCACCAGGCUGAAAACAUUACUGUAUGCAGCAUCAAAGAGGAAUUAGUUGACGAGGAAAGUUCUCUAGCAAAUAAGGCAAAGAGAAUGAAGCCGUGAGUUCUUGACAACUGGAUAUUUGCCAGUUGAUUC